AUGGAGUGGGCUCCAAAACUGAUGCUCCUCUGUGUCCUUUGCCUUUCCUUCACGUUUGAUGUCACCACAGAAACAAAAGGGCAAAACAAAGGAACCAAGGGAAAAAAGAGAGGGUCAGUGAAGGUCCAGGAGCAGCGCCUGCGGGCUCAGGAAUCCUCCCAUGACCCAGUGCUGAGAGUAAAUCCGGGGGCCUCCACAGACUUCAUCCUCCUAGAGGAUUACGAGCAGAGCAUCCAUGAGAUGGUGAACCAGCUGCAGAACAGCUCUGAGCCCCUGGAGAGCAAGUGCCAGGUCAACCUGAGACUCUGGAUGUCCAACAAGAGGAGCUUGUCUCCUUGGGCCUACAGGAUAAAUCACGACGCGGCACGGAUCCCGGUCGACAUCCCUGAGGCGCACUGCCUAUGUGCUGGAUGCAUCAAUCCCUUCACCAUGCAGGAAGACCGCACCAUGGUGAGCAUUCCCAUCUACAGCAAAAUCCCCGUGCGCCGGCUGCUGUGUGAGCCGAGCAAGCCCCCUCGGAAGAAAAGGUGCCACAAGGAGCACAAGAUGGUUAUGGAGAGCAUUGCUGUGGGCUGCACCUGCAUCUUCUGA
Molecule: messenger RNA, 591 nt
Organism: Varanus komodoensis (Komodo dragon)
Lineage: Eukaryota; Metazoa; Chordata; Lepidosauria; Squamata; Varanidae
Gene: IL17B
Product: interleukin 17B
Exons: 3
Coding region: 1-591 (196 amino acids)
Biological process (GO): inflammatory response
Cellular component (GO): extracellular region
Molecular function (GO): cytokine activity
Source: RefSeq, a predicted model, not a curated record